AUGCAGCUACGGUCGUCAAUACUGGCCUCUGCGGCCCUUGUGCUCUCGAGCAGCUUCGCUACUGCGGCUAGCGAUGCUCAGACUCCGCUCGUCGGCCCGGACCGGGAUCCCAUUUCAUCAUCCUCCCGACCAAACAUCGUCUUUGUUCUUACCGAUGACCAAGAUCUUCACAUGAACUCUCUCGAGUACAUACCUCUCAUUCAAAAGCGCCUCAUUGAGCAGGGAACUCUCUAUAAGAAGCAUUUCUGCACUACUGCUGUCUGCUGCCCAUCACGAGCUAGUCUUUGGACCGGCAAGUUGGCUCACAACACCAAUGUGACGGAUCUCAAUCCUCCCUAUGGCGGAUUCCCGAUUUUCGUGAAGAAUGGUCACAAUGAGAAUUACCUGCCGAUCUGGCUGCAAGAUGUGGGAUACAGUACUUUCUACACUGGAAAGAUGUUUAACGCUCAUACUGUUUGGAACUACGACAGUCCUCACCUGAAGGGUUGGAAUGGAUCCGAUUUCCUCCUUGAUCCUAACACCUACGACUACUGGAAUGCCACAUUCCAACGCAACAAGGACAAGCCAGUCAACCACCUAGGCGAAUAUUCAACCGACCUCGUUGCUCAGAAGGCAUAUGACUUUCUCGAUGAUGCUGUUGAAGCUGGCAAGCCUUUCUUCCUGGCCGUAGCUCCCAUCGCCCCACACAGCAACGUGAACUCUAGCGUCCUUCUUCCCGUAAAGGGACCGGACGACGACGUUCCCGUUUCCGACGACAAGUUCAGGACCAGUAUUCCAAAGGCUGCCAAGAGACACGAGAAGCUUUUCCCCGACGCCAAGGUGCCGCGUACGGAAAACUUCAACCCGGACAAGCCGUCCGGCGCUGAUUGGAUUCGUCGCCAGCCUAAGCUGAGUGAUGAGAAUGUGGAAUACAACGAUGAGCACUACCGAGGUCGUCUUCGUGCGCUCCAGGCUGUGGACGAGCUUGUUGAUGGACUCAUCGACAAGCUCGAAAAGCACGGCUUGCUGGACAAUACCUACAUCUUUUACACAACUGACAACGGAUACCACAUUAGCCAGCACCGGCUGCAGCCCGGAAAGGAAUGUGGUUAUGAGACGGACAUCAAUAUUCCGCUGAUUAUUCGUGGCCCCGGAGUGCCAAAGGGAGGUGUCACGGAAGCCGUCACAGCUCAUGUCGAUCUCGUACCCACAAUCUUGUCACUGGCAGGCGCGCCUCUCCGCGCAGACUUUGACGGAGCUCCCAUCCCAUUGUCGACGAAGGAGCUUGCAGAGUCUCCCUUGACCCGCGAGCACGUUAACGUUGAGUACUGGGGAUGGGCCAUCACCGAGAGCAAGUUCGGUUUCAACGGCGAUGACACCAAGCGGAUCUUCAACAACACCUACAAGGCUUUGCGUGUUGUUGGCGAGGGUUACAAUCUCUACUAUUCUGUAUGGUGCACCAAUGAGCACGAGCUCUAUGAUAUGACUACUGAUCCUGGUCAGCUGCAUAACCUCUUACACGACGAUGAAGCUGCCCUUGCAGCACGUGCCACGGUGCUAGGAUACCCUCUCAAGAAGCUCAUCCCAAGGCUUGAUUCUCUUCUCUUCGUUCUCAAGUCGUGCAAGGGUUCAACAUGCUCCCAGCCGUGGAGAGCACUUCACCCCCAGGGUAACGUUGCUAGCCUUCGAGAAGCCUUGUCGCCGAGGUUCGACGAAUUUUACAUUCAGCAGGCGCGUGUUGAGUUUGAUCGUUGUGAACUGGGUCACAUUGUUGACGCCGAAGGACCCCAAUUUGAACACGAAGGGAACGUCUACUGGCAGGGAACCAAGUGGAGUGAUUGGACGUGA
Molecule: messenger RNA, 1827 nt
Organism: Colletotrichum chrysophilum
Lineage: Eukaryota; Fungi; Ascomycota; Sordariomycetes; Glomerellales; Glomerellaceae
Exons: 4
Coding region: 1-1827 (608 amino acids)
Biological process (GO): phenol-containing compound metabolic process
Molecular function (GO): N-acetylglucosamine-6-sulfatase activity; arylsulfatase activity; glycosaminoglycan binding
Source: RefSeq, a predicted model, not a curated record